GCGGUACUGCUGGAGUUGAACGGUCGUGAAGUGUAUAAAGUGAUUACUUGUGAUGUGAUGCGUGACACUGUGCGUGAGUGAAUGCGUUGGACGCUGUUGCUGACGCUGGUGGCGGUGGCCCCGGCGGCCGCACAGACGGCCCAUAAUAUUCAUCGUCGAGAAACUCUUCCAUCCGAUAUCGACAACUAUAGUGAUGACCGCCCCUGUACAGCAUGCCGCGUGCGUGAAGAUCUCAAGCACGCUAGCCUAGAGUAUAUAAAAGCCUAUGUGCUGCACAAUUUGGGUUUCGAGCGACCCCCCAAUAUCACGCAAAUACCCCGUGUGCCUGACUCUAUCUAUGCCAGCUUCUACAACGUCACGGCUCGCCACGCACUCACGCACGACGAGGAUAUGCUGGCAGAUGAACCGUCAGAAAUCCGCGAGUUGGAACCGAUGCCUGAGCGAUUUUACAUCCUUGCCGAAUAUAAAAAAAUGCGACAUGGACGAAGACAAGUGGAUAUCCUGUAUUUUCCAACAUCGCCACUAACUCACACCGUUAUUUACCGUGCUACUCUGACAUUGUUUGUACGUGGGAUAGAGUGGAUUGCACGCCAAGAAGGUCGAGACAUUGCUAGUCUAUUGCACCGACCAAAUAUAACCAUAUUCGUUCAUCGAAUAGUGCGGAGUGUAAUGCAGCCCGAUGCAAUACAUUCACGCGUUGAUACAGAGAUAACAAUACCUCUGGAUGCUGGACUUGGAGAAAAUGUUGUCAUUGACGUUACACCUCUUGUAAUGGACUGGUACUCAAAUAUCCAAAGUAAUAAUGGACUGUUUAUGCGCACACGAGAGAUAUGGAUGAAGCAAUUGCUUCAACUUGAUGAUCCUGAUGGAGCUAAUGCGCCUUUUCUAGAGAUUGAGACACGCGAUCGACGUCAUCGCCGACCUAAACGCUCUACUUCGCUCACUUGUCGUGAAAACGAGAACGAAACUCGGUGCUGCCGAUAUCCUCUGGUAGUGGAUUUUGAUAAGUUUGGAUGGGACUGGGUAAUUGCUCCAAAACAAUAUGAAGCCAACUACUGUUCUGGAGAAUGCAGUAUAAAUUUUCUCACGCGAUAUGGGCACACACAUGUGAUGCAGUUGGCCAGCAGUGCUCAGGCAUGCUGUUCACCUCGAAAGAUGGCGCCAUUGACGCUUUUGUACUUCAAUCCGCAAGAACAGAUCGUCCACACCACACUUCAGAACAUGAUUGUACAGAUGUGUAGUUGUUCCUGACUUACUUAAGAGACACACAUUCAGAUCUCUCCUUU
Molecule: messenger RNA, 1286 nt
Organism: Phlebotomus argentipes
Lineage: Eukaryota; Metazoa; Arthropoda; Insecta; Diptera; Psychodidae
Gene: myo
Product: growth/differentiation factor 8
Exons: 3
Coding region: 82-1251 (389 amino acids)
Biological process (GO): SMAD protein signal transduction
Cellular component (GO): extracellular region
Molecular function (GO): cytokine activity; growth factor activity
Source: RefSeq, a predicted model, not a curated record